Messenger RNA from Funneliformis caledonium, 4335 nucleotides. The record is from the annotation of a GenBank genome assembly. Lineage: Eukaryota; Fungi; Glomeromycota; Glomeromycetes; Glomerales; Glomeraceae.
AUGGGAUCUAAUACCACAAACCAAACUAUUGAUCAAUACCAAUUGGGUGACUGCAUUGGGAAAGGCGCCUUUGGUUCGGUCUAUCGAGCAUUGAACUGGGAAACAGGCGAAGCUGUAGCAGUCAAACGUGUGAAGUUAAGUAACAUACCAAAAUCCGAAUUGAAUUUUAUUAUGACAGAAAUUGAUUUAUUAAAAAAUCUUGACUUUGGAAAAUUUCCAGAAAACCUUGUUGCUGUAUAUAUAAGUCAAGUUUUAGAUGGUUUACUCUACCUUCAUGAUCAAGGUGUAAUACAUCGGGAUAUUAAGGGUGCAAACAUUUUGACGACAAAAGAAGGUUUAGUCAAGCUUGCCGAUUUUGGUGUUGCCACGAAAACUACGUCCCUAAGCGACUUUACUGUAGUUGGGUCACCUUAUUGGAUGGCUCCAGAAAUAAUUGAAUUAUCUGGUGCUACUACUUCAUCGGAUAUUUGGAGUGUUGGGUGUGUCGUAAUUGAACUUAUGGAAGGAAAACCUCCUUAUCAUCAUUUGGAUCCAAUGCCUGCACUUUUCCGUAUUGUUCAGGAUGAACAUCCUCCCUUGCCUGAAAGUGCUUCACCUGCUGUGAAAGAUUUCCUUUUGCAAUGUUUUCAAAAGGAUGGUAAUCGUCGAGUUUCCGCCCGAAGAUUAUUAAAACAUUCUUGGAUAGCUGGUGUUCGUAAGAGGGCUAAAGAUUCAGUACUUCAACAAAUAAAAACGGAAGAAACGAUAAAGAAAGUUCAAGAAUGGAAUCAGGCUAUAGAGAAUCCAAAAUAUAAAUACAGGAGGAGAAGUGAGUCCAUAAGAUCAGCCGCUUCUUUUCCGUCAAAUUUUAAAGUGGUUCAACAAACCCAAUCACCUAAUUAUAAUAAUCCAAGUUCAUCACCACCGUCAAAAUUACCAAACAUUCCGGUAUCAACUGAGAAUAACAGAGGUGAUAAUUUCAUGGGGUACGUUCCUAAUGUUAUAAACAAUAAUUCCACCACACAGCAAAAUCGAUUAUCGGUUGCAAUUGCAGAACCUGACGAUGAAACCGAUAAUUGGGAUGAUGAUUUCGCAGAAUCUUUAUCUUUAACAAAGAUCACUGCACAUCAAAAUAAGCAAAUUAGCCAAAUUGAUGAUGAUAACACACAAACUAUUAAACCUAGUCAAUUUCAAAUGGUUCAGAAAGUUUCACACCAAGAAAGUAUUCCCAAAACUAACGGCAAAGAAAAUCAUACAAGUGUUAGCAUUAAUGAAAACUCGUCUGAAAGGCGUAGUAAUUGGGAAUAUAUGCAAGAUACCGUCAUAAAGUUAAAUCCAACAGAAAUUAAAUCUACAGCUCCUGAAACAUCGAUUUCAAAAUUUUCAGAUUUAAUAACUUCAAACACGGUAGAAUUUAAUACAGUUAUCGCUCCAAGAAAUAUGUCGUCAAAAAACGCCAAACAUGCACGUUCCACAAGUAACCUUGAGGGUAUUAUUAAAUCUCAAGCAAUACAGGACAAUCUAAAGAACGGAACGAUGAGAUUUUCAGAUUCAACAUCAACACAUGAAUCUUCAUCGGAUAAAUCUUCAGCGAAUGCGGCAAAAAAUAUAAGACGAGUUGCUUCGGCGGAACAAAUAGAUGUAAUGGUAAUCGUUACCCCAACUCCAGAAACGCCGUCAACACAGCAAAAGGAUUUGGUUCCAAAUGAAUUUUAUCAAUAUCAUGACCUUAGUGAUGAUGAUGAUCCGUUUACUCAAAUGGAAAAGGAAUUCGAUGAGGAUGAAAUGGAUAUGGAUGCACGUAUCGCCAGGGAUAAAUACGCACGAGCUUGUUUACGUUUGGAAGAACUUAUAAAUGCUUUGUUGCCCAAUGAGGAUGAAGAUCGUUUAGUCGUUACGUGUGUGCAAUUAAUUGAAUUAUUAACGGAACAUAAAGAACUUAAGAAUCACUUUAUUAUGCUUCAUGGAGUUAUUCCUAUCAUAGAUCUAUUGGAAAUUUGCACUUAUACAAAUGUUCUAUCAAGUUUACUGAAAAUUGUGAAUAUCAUUAUUGAAGACAACAUAAACCUUCAGGAGUCCCUUUGUCUUGUUGGUGGAAUACCUAUUAUCAUGAAUUUCGCUUCUGGAAUACAUACUUAUGACAUUCGGCUCGAAGCAGCUAUUUUUAUAAGGCAAAUAUGUCACACUUCUCCAGUAAUUCUUCAGAUGUUCGUUUCUUGUCGGGGUUUAAAAGUAUUGGUAGAUUUCUUACAAGAGGAUUAUGCUGAACGUAAAGAAUUAAUAUGGAUAGCAGUGAAUGGAAUUUGGAGUGUAUUUGAACUUCAAAGCCCAACUCCUAAGAAUGAUUUUUGCAGAUUAUUAUCAAAAUAUGGAUUACUUGACCCGUUAUCGGUAACCUUACAUAAUGUAAUUGUCGAUCCGGAUUCUUUGGCUUCAGGUUAUAUAGAUAAAAUUGUCAACAUACUCUUAACGUUCUCACAAGCUGAUGCUUAUAUAAAGGAAGUUAUGGCUACUAGCACCCGAGUGGUCUCUCGAAUAUUUGAAGUUUUAGGCAAAUUAUCACCAAAUUUAAUGGUGAAGAUGCUUAAAUGCAUUAAGAAUUUAUCUAUGAAUUCAAAUACAUUGGAAGCCUUACAAAAUGCUGGAGCAAUUCAAGUUCUCACCGGAAUCCUUGACGAUCAAGGUCCACCUUAUGUCACUGAAAUUUCAAACCAAGUUCUCAAUGCAAUGUACAACCUUUGUCGUAUCAAUAAAUCUCGACAAAAAGCAGCGGCAAAUGCGGGAAUUAUCCCUCAUUUGAAAUACUUUGCUUAUAACAAAGUUCCACUUAAACAAUUCGCAUUGCCUAUUCUUUGUGAGAUGGCUCACACUGGAAAGGAUUGUCGCGAAUUAUUGUGGGAGCAUAAUAUUUUACAGCUUUAUUUGGAUUUGAUGUCUGAUCCGUUCUGGCAAGUUAAUGCUAUAGAAUCUAUUCUUAUAUGGUUGCAAGAAGAAACCGAAAAGGUUGAACCAAUAUUACUUCAACCUAAAAAUAUUGAUCUUAUUCUUGAGGCGUUUAUUACUUCAAAGGCAAAUUCAUUUGAAAACAUCCUUGAGCCGUUGCACCUUAUGACUCAAUUGUCUCCAUCUGUGACGUGUGCUUUAGCACAGCAAAAUUUCUUCAAGCGUUUAUUGCGCAGGCUCGAACAUCCUAAAGCUGUUGUUAGAUUAAAUCUUCUGAGAAUUUUAAAAUCAGUAUGUGAUGUACAUCCACAACGAGAAGCUGUUGUGGAACAAUACGGAUUAUAUGAUAUUAUAGAGCGAAUGAGCAAAGAAGACCCAGCCGUAUUAGUUAAAGAAUUGACGGAAGUUCUUUUACAGGGGUAUUUCCGUCCUAAAGAAGACAAUUCACCAAAACUAUUUCCUUCUUCGUUGUCACCUCCCAACAGCAAUGGAGAGGUUAGCGAAGAUUAUAUACAAAUGCUGUACAAAGAUGAAGAACUUGAAAUAUUGGGCUUUUAUUAUGAAGAAGCAUCGGAUAAACGAGAUAAUUAUAAUAACCGGCGAUCAACCUCGCCGUUUCCACCGCAGAUCAAGCUACCCCGAAAACGUUCGGUUUCAUCUCCGUCAUCCCAAAUUCGAUUUUUAUCACCGCCGUUAGUAUCACCGAAUAGACAACGUUCGUUAUCAACUUCGCAUCUAAUCCAGUUAUCACCAGUUAUUCAAAGGCCUUCACGUACUUUAACAACCUCACGUAUCACAUCAUUUCCAGUCAGACGAUCAUCUAACUACAAUCAGUCAAAACCAAUUGCUUCUUCAUCUUCACAGUCGCAGCGAUAUCAUGCAUCUUCUACAACAUCAAUUGAGAUUCUUGCACCUUCUACAACAUCAUUUGAAACCCCUGCAUCUUCUACGACAUCUGUUGAAAUUCCAUCACCUUUAUCAUUAGCUAUCCCCGUCCCCAGCAAAAAAUUGCAAACACUUGCUGAAACAUCGACUUCAUCUACAUCUACUUCACCUAUUUUUACUUCAGUUCCUUCAAAUGGUUCCUUGCCUUUUCCAUAUUACUACAUUCGAAAACGUGAUUCUAUUAGAAAUAUGGAGGCGUUGUCACAUCAUCGUAGUUAUAAUAAACAAUUUUCUCGAAUUAAUCAAACAUUAGAACAUUCAGGUACAAUUUCAAGGAAUUCGAUUGUUAGUAAUUCCGAUUCGUUUGCAAAUUGCUCAUGUCAAGGGUGUGUUUUGGGAAUAUUGAGAAAAAGAGUAAUAGGAGGAAGUGGAAAAGUCAAAAAAGUUAUAAAAACAAUGCAGAAAAAAACUAAAGAUAAGUUAUCAAAAGUACAUAAAUCAGUUAAUAAUGAUGACAUAAUUGUUUAG